AUGAAGAAACAGAAGCUAAGAGGAGUGACAUUAGAUCAGCUUCAGGGCGCGAAACCGAUGAAGAAUGGCAACGUCGUUCUGAAGAUUGGAGAGCAAGAUAUCGAAGUAGAAGAGGUGCUCAUUUAUGGAAUGAUUGUUUCAGUCAUUCCGGAUAAACAGCUGAUCAUCGACAACGAAGGCUUCAAAUGCAAAAUCACCAACCACACCGCCCUCCUUCGCAAAAGCUCUUACACUCCCAAAAAAGACGAUCUGAUCACUGCCGUCGUUUUCAUCAACAAAGCUAACGGGAAAAUGAUCGAAGCCUUCGCCUCGAAAAUCAUGUCCACAAAACUGACUGACGAGCAAUUCAAGUACCUUUGCAAAAAAGCUGCCACCAUCUCUGUAUAG
This is a messenger RNA of Oikopleura dioica, 387 nucleotides long. Lineage: Eukaryota; Metazoa; Chordata; Appendicularia; Copelata; Oikopleuridae. The record is from the annotation of a GenBank genome assembly.